Schistocerca nitens (vagrant locust) is the source of this 840-nucleotide messenger RNA. RefSeq lists its product as uncharacterized. The coding region runs from base 1 to 840 and encodes 279 amino acids. The record is from RefSeq and is a predicted model, not a curated record. The transcript is spliced from 5 exons. NCBI's taxonomy places the organism in Eukaryota, Metazoa, Arthropoda, Insecta, Orthoptera, Acrididae.
AUGUUUCCUACUCUUCAAUUGCUCUGUUCUUUCACUUCAAGGCAACAAAGCAAACCCUUUUUAACUGUUGAAGUUGACAUGGGUUAUGCUCUGCAGCCGUCUCUCCACCUGUUGCUAACAUCGCCAUCUGUUUUUUCUCGCUUGUGUGUCAUACUAAAAGAUUUAAAACUGGCAUGUCACAUCAUUGCAGAAGUAUUUAAAGUGAACAGUGCUAACUUGGGAUCCAUUAUACCACUGACUGAUUAUCAGAGUGCAAUGGCUAGUGACUACAAUGUUACAAAACUUUAUUACAAUCAACGCAAUGAAAGUGCUGCAAAUGGACUUUCCUUGUCUAGGGAUAGAAUGAGUAUGUCAUAUCUAUCAACAGAGCUAAGCCUACAAGAAUCUCUUAUUUUGGUGGAUACUACACCAAUAACAGGAUUCGCAAUUGAUGGUGUAGAUAAGGUACUAGUAUAUGCUGAAGGACCUGCAAACAGCCAGUUUCAACGAUUAUGGCAAGCAGUUAUGCAUAUAAAAGAAAAUCAAGGUAAUGUGAUGUAUAAUAGUGAUUUAGCAUUUGAUGAUCGUCUGUACACACCAUUCCUUGUGUUUGCAUGUGGGUUCAUGGUGAUCACACUAAAAGAACGGCUUGAAGAUACCCUAUCACGUCCAAAAAUAUUUUCCGAGGGUGCAGUUCCUCUACCAGCUUGCAGGGCUCUGAAGAAACUUAAACAGCUAUUGGAAACAAGGGAGAUGAAGGAUGCUUCUCAGGGCCAUAUGUUCCCCACAGUAAAUGAAUUGCUUAGUUUUGAUUUGGAAUUUGGAGUGCCUACAAUGUGUUCAUAUGAAACUGAAAAUUAG